UGAGAUGAGUAUUUCACUUGAGGAGAUGUGGCAUUCUUUUGUUUCAUUUGUCUCCAAUUCAAGAUAAGUCUCCACUUAAAUAAACCAUGGACUUAACUGAUAACAUCGUCAACAACAACAACAUCAUUUCAAUCCCAAACCCAGAUACAGAAACUCAUCAGUCCCCACCAUCCAAGUCUUUAUCUUUCACCAACACCUCAUUUCCUCAACCUCAACCUCAAAUGGUGGUUUCUUACACACAAUGUCUUAAAAACCAUGCUGCAUGUUUAGGUGGUCACGCUCUUGAUGGUUGUGGCGAGUUCAUGCCAUCUCCUACUGCUAACUCCACCGAUCCCACUUCCCUCAAAUGUGCCGCCUGUGGCUGCCACCGCAACUUCCACCGCCGUCACACUUUUGAUCCCACUUUCUCCCACUCGUUACUUCCACCGCCGCCUCCUCCAGCAUCAGCCGCUGCUCUUCCUAGGAGCUUAAGUCCCAGCACAGACCCUAGCACGGAGCCGAGUCCGGACACAAACUUACCUCAACAGCAAGUGACAUCACCUGCUCCUUGUUCUUUCUACUCAUCCUCACAACACAUGCUCUUGGCUCUGACCACGGCCUACUCCGGGCCGUCCAAUGAUCACUACCCUUACCACCAGGGGUUCAAUCUAAAAAUGGAAAACGUUAACCCAAGUGGAAGAAAGAGAUCAAGAACCAAGUUUUCUAAAGAGCAGAAGGAAAAGAUGGUUUCUUUUGCGGAGAAACUGGGGUGGAGGAUGAACAGAGGGGAAGAACGAUCAACGCAGGAAUUUUGCAGUGAGGUUGGUGUGAGUAGACGUGUGUUCAAGGUGUGGAUGCACAAUAACAAACAGGCUUUUGGGAAGAAACGGUUGGAUCUGAGGGCUGAAAUUAACAACAAGAGUGAGAUUUGUGUUAACGGUUAUGCAGAAAACAGAAACAAUCAUUGUGAAGAAAAUGUUUCUCCCAGAUAGGAAGAUGUGCAAGAGGAUAGCUAUUAAAUAAAUUAUUUUUAUGAUUGUUACAUGUUUAAGUGGGGUUAAUUAAUGGAAUAAUAAAAUUAUUAUAGA
Mangifera indica (mango) is the source of this 1067-nucleotide messenger RNA. Its product is annotated as zinc-finger homeodomain protein 11-like. NCBI's taxonomy places the organism in Eukaryota, Viridiplantae, Streptophyta, Magnoliopsida, Sapindales, Anacardiaceae. The transcript has a single exon. Gene Ontology annotation, molecular function: transcription cis-regulatory region binding; DNA-binding transcription factor activity. The record is from RefSeq and is a predicted model, not a curated record. Bases 87 to 971 code for a protein of 294 amino acids. Gene Ontology annotation, biological process: regulation of DNA-templated transcription; regulation of developmental process. Gene Ontology annotation, cellular component: nucleus.